AUGACAGUGAAUAAUUUUAGCCUCGAGCAGAUAGCCCAGCACAAUACCUUAGACGGUGCGUGGGUCAUCAUUAAUGGGAAGGUCUACGAUGUCACGACCUAUCUUGAUGACCAUCCUGGAGGUCGAAAUGUUCUGAUGGAGGUCGCUGGGACGGAUGCAACGGAUGACUUUGAUUAUGUCGAUUAUUCCGAUGACGCCCUACGAAAAAUGGAAACCUUUCAAGUCGGAAUCAUCUCAGGCUGGAAGAAGACACCGAAACCCACCUUUGUUGAAUCGCUGCCGGUCAGCGCGAAACCAACAGCGUCGCAGCCAACCCGACGCAGUCCCAUGCUUACCUGGGCACUGGUAUCCGUGUGCGGCUUUAUAGUACUAGGAUAUGGAUGGCAAUCUACUGAAGUGGGAGUUUUGAGUAACAGUUAUGGGUUUUGGUCCGGUGUUGCCGUGGCGCUGGUGGUCGCGAUGACCAUUGGGGGAGCUGUGGUCUUUUCGACAACAAAAAGGGUUUUGGACCAUGGAAAAGGGAUCCCCGUUUCUUCGAAUCGAGACCUUUUACCAAAGGCAAACCUCACUAUGGCAAGCACCGGGCACCAUACAUACUUCCUCGGCCUCGCCGCAUAUGGCUUCAACGCCUUGUGGGGCUCCAUGAUGCGCAAUGGCGCCGUACAAGCUAUUGGAGCCAUCAAAUCCACGGGGAUUCUUCCCAGCGGCGACAGUCUGACUACUAAUAUGACGGGAGUUCCGUUGUUCGAUGGGUUCCUUUUGUCUCCCGUAAUCUUCUACGAUGCCCUGAUGUAUGAGAGACAUCCAGUGCAUCGAUCCCUACUGGUGUCUGUAUUCACCAGCAUGCAAGCGACUGCCAUAGGGAUGUUGGUUAAUGGAAUUAACAUCGAUGAAAAUCUAUCUAUUUGGUCUUUGGUAGAGCACGCAGCGUGGGGAAUCUUCAAUCAAGCCUAUGGUGCUGCAUUUGUUUACCCCUUGUAUUGCCUUGUCACUGUUUACAAAGCCGUCCAGUCACCUACUGAAGGGGCAAAGGAGAAAAAAGAGUCCGGAGAAAGACAGUUGCCAGAUAUCGCCGACCGCGAGGCAAUAGUGUACACCAGCAUUGCCAUCGCCGCCGCACCCCUAUGGCUUCUCUAUCCAGCGUUUUUUCAGUGCAGCAGCAUAAGUCGCCAGCUCUUGAUAGCUAGCUACCGUGUCUCUCCCGCUUUACUGGCUUCGCUACAUCCUUUUUUGGCCUUCAUCUUACGUCGGCUAUGGCCUGAGAAAAUACUUCCAGCGGAUAAGGCUCAUUCGCAGAAAUCAGUACAAGCUUCGUUGCUAGUCGGGGCUACUACAGCAGCUCUGGGCCAUAUAUAUGCUAUACUGACAGGAAUACUGUCCCAUCGCGCAUCCUUCGCUCAAAUAUUCUUCCCAUCGGAAGCUGCGACUGGGCUAAAAUGGAGCGCCCAGAAAUUCCUGCAAAAGGAUAUUCUUGUCAUAAUUGCCGCUCUGGUCCCAUUCUCAGCUCUCCUGCUACGUGCUAAGAAUGGGAAUGUUCUCACGGAGAAAGAAACAAUCCACAAGAGAUGGGCGGAGCGGAUCUCCAACAUGAACUUUGUGCCGCGCGUGAUUGUUUUGACCGGACUUGCAUUUAUCUUUUCUCCUGGAUUUGUGUAUAAUUUGUCCAUGGCGUGGUGA
This is a messenger RNA of Penicillium vulpinum, 1677 nucleotides long. Its product is annotated as cytochrome b5-like heme/steroid binding domain-containing protein. NCBI's taxonomy places the organism in Eukaryota, Fungi, Ascomycota, Eurotiomycetes, Eurotiales, Aspergillaceae. The coding region runs from base 1 to 1677 and encodes 558 amino acids. The transcript is spliced from 5 exons. Gene Ontology annotation, cellular component: intracellular membrane-bounded organelle; membrane. The record is from RefSeq and is a predicted model, not a curated record. Gene Ontology annotation, molecular function: heme binding.